This is a messenger RNA of Recurvomyces mirabilis, 2022 nucleotides long. RefSeq lists its product as uncharacterized. Lineage: Eukaryota; Fungi; Ascomycota; Dothideomycetes; Mycosphaerellales; Teratosphaeriaceae. The transcript has a single exon. Gene Ontology annotation, biological process: regulation of DNA-templated transcription. Gene Ontology annotation, molecular function: zinc ion binding; DNA-binding transcription factor activity, RNA polymerase II-specific. The coding region runs from base 1 to 2022 and encodes 673 amino acids. The record is from RefSeq and is a predicted model, not a curated record.
AUGGCACGCGUAUCUUUCGGUUCGAGAGCUGGCGGCGCCCACGACUACAACAACGGCCAGAGCAUCUUCACCUACCGCGCAUCGCAAGCCAAUGGCCUGUACGAGACGCUGCAAGACCUCACGGCGGCAUUGAGGAACGAAAUCGAAGCAUGCGCCGAAAGUGAAGUCCCCGAGCUUUCAACAUGCGAACUCGCGAUUCAUGAAAAUGCCGUGGUACCGUUAUUGCGACCAACCAUCGGCCCUUAUGCAGACGGAGGACAACAUGAUCUCCCCACCGACUUCAAGACGGAGUGGACGGAUGGCAGCGAAGGAUUUCCCGGCCUGAGCUCCGCUCUACCCAAAGCUUCCAUAGCGGCUAUACUGGGCGCAGGCGAGGGACAAGCGCGCCAGAUCGUGCAGAGGGCAGCGUCACGUGCCAUCGUACAAUGCAUUGAGGCCGUGGACGGCUUCAAGUACAGCUUCAACAACGCCUGGAAUGCCAAGGAUGAAGGAGGGUUGCGCUUCUCGUACAUCUGUCAGGACAGCAUGCAGAAUAAAGACAGGCAUGCCAAUGGCUUCACCAAGACACAGAAGCACUUGAAAGGCGAAGGUGAGAGGGGUCCAAGGAAGCCAACAUAUGACUGCAAAGGCAGUGUGAGCGUCAAGUUCAGCUUGAUCAGAAGCCGCGUGGAUGUAUACUACAGACAUUAUGCUGUUCAUCCCAGCGUCGCGGACAGGAGACCAGCGCCGCGACCACCGCCCAGGCAGCGCACCUCACAGUCCGAGGAUGACUUCAACUAUCUGCCGGUCGCAGCACCAGAGCCGGACACGGGUGGGUUGCUCGGCCAGCUGCGUGAUCAAUCGACCGCAUACGAAGGUCCGGCACGGAUGGCUCCUCCAACUGCCCCUCAGCGCACACCAGCAACAAAGUCUCUGAAGCGCAAGCGUGAGGUGGAGCAAUCGCCACAAUCAUCGAGCAAACCACUGUCACUCUUUGAGCUGCUUCAGCAGAGCGAGACAGCCAAGAUCCCAGAUGCCACACCCAACAGCAACUCGAAGACUCAUGCCAUUCCGCCGCCAGUAGAGUACAACUUACCCUCCUGGCAAGCGCCUCCGCCUAUUCAAGCCUCAAGCUAUCGUCCUCCUGGUCAUGAGAACUAUUCACCAAACGCCCCCUAUCCACCGCCCUACCAGCCGCAACGCUACCAAAACCAACCGCCAAUCGCGACACCGAAAGCUCCAGUCGCGAUCCCUCGACAAGGCUCGAAACCCAGCGGCCUCCAAAACCAUUACAGUAACCCACAAGCCUACCUCGGCGCACCACCAGCAGGAAAAGCGACUCAUCCGCAAUCUCAAGGCCUCUUCAGCACUCUCAAACCCGUGGCCAAAACCAAUUAUCCUGCCCAACAACACACGCACUUCAUCGUCUACGCCUCCACAGGCCCUCAACGCGCUAAAACAAGCUGCAGCAACUGCCGCAUCUCGAAGAAGAAGGUACGCUCAGAUGCGCAUUCGUAUAUCCUUGAAGAGGUUGAUCUCUCUUCCCCCGACGGUGCACAAGCUAAUGGAUCUUACCCUCUCCAGUGCGACGAGGCGCGACCGAAUUGUGGGAACUGCGUCAGAAGUGGCAAAUCAGGGUGUGUUUAUGAAGGCUCGCAGGCUGGGCCGGCGACGGAGUACAAUCCUGCUCAGCAGGCUCAGGCCAUGGGUGCGAUGCAACAGCGGCAAAGCAAGGUUGUUUCGCAGUCGCCCGCUCCUGCUCCUACUACUGCGGCUGCUGGAGGUGUGGUGGCGGGGCCCUCGCAAUCGCCUUCGCAGCACCAAGGCCAUCGGGGCCCGAAUGUGACGACGCCUGCAUAUCCCCAGGCGACAGCCUACGGCAAAAGCACACAAGCUAUUGUUAACUCACAACAGCAAUCGUAUCAGACCGCCGCCUCACAUCAGUCGUAUGGGAGUGCGAAGUCAUCUCAGACCUUUGCAGGAGCAUCGCAAGCACAGUCAGGCAAACAGCCGAGUCCAGAUCCUUGGUUUCCGAGCAGAUGA